AUGCCCGUGAGCGCGGCCGUGCUCAGUGCGCGCAUCUCUGCUCCAACUUCAAACCGGACCCGUCGGGUUGCCGAAAAGCAGACGCCUCUCAGGAUGGACGCUACUAUUUAUGACAUCAUACUGGGAGAGCUUGCGGAGCUCAAUUGUAGUUUGAUAGAGCAUUUUCAAGACACUUUUUAUGAAAACGCUUCACUGGCUCUGCUGAGCGCUGAUGGUUUAUAUUGCAAUGCCACUACGGAUGAGAUUGGAACCUGCUGGCCGCGGAGUAGCACUGGCAGGAUUGUGGAGAGACCGUGCCCUGCUUAUAUCAACGGAGUGAAGUACAACACAACGAGAAGCGCGUACAGAGAAUGCAUGGAUAAUGGGACAUGGGCAUUGAAGAUCAAUUACUCCUACUGUGAGCCUAUUUUGGAGGAAAAGAGAAAAUAUCCCAUGCAUUACAAGAUUGCUCUGAUCAUCAACUACCUGGGCCAUUGUAUCUCUGUGGGGGCUCUAAUUGUGGCCUUUGUUCUCUUCUUGUGCUUAAGGAGCAUACGGUGUCUUCGAAACAUCAUCCACUGGAAUUUGAUCACCACCUUUAUACUGAGGAAUGUCAUGUGGUUUUUGCUUCAGCUGAUUGACCACAACAUCCAUGAGAGCAAUGAGCCUUGGUGUCGAUUAAUUACUACGAUAUACAACUACUUUGUUGUGACCAACUUCUUCUGGAUGUUUGUUGAAGGAUGUUAUCUUCACACUGCUAUUGUAAUGACUUAUUCUACUGAUAAGCUGAGAAAGUGGGUCUUUCUUUUCAUUGGUUGGUGCAUUCCAUGUCCUAUAAUCGUGGCUUGGGCUGUCGGAAAAUUGUAUUAUGAAAAUGAAAAAUGCUGGUUUGGUAAAGAACCUGGAAAAUAUAUGGACUACAUUUACCAGGGACCAGUUAUUCUUGUGCUUCUGAUAAACUUUGUUUUCCUCUUCAACAUAGUACGGAUUCUCAUGACCAAACUGAGAGCCUCGACCACUUCAGAAACAAUUCAGUACAGAAAAGCUGUGAAAGCCACACUCGUCUUGUUACCUCUGCUGGGUAUCACCUACAUGCUGUUCUUCGUAAAUCCGGGGGAGGACGACAUCUCGCAAAUAGUUUUUAUCUAUUUUAACUCCUUUUUACAGUCUUUUCAGGGAUUCUUUGUGUCAGUGUUUUACUGCUUUCUAAACGGAGAGGUCCGUUCUGCUGUGAGGAAACGGUGGCACCGCUGGCAGGAUAACCAUGCUCUUCGGGUGCGAGUGGCACGCGCCAUGUCCAUCCCCACAUCGCCGACCAGGAUUAGCUUCCACAGCAUCAAACAGACCACAGCUGUGUGAGCGUGGGAACAAACUUUAUCCCUUCUGACGUGCUCAUCCACAGAACAGCCUUCAUCCCUUUUAGUCCAGUAUUACAAAUUAGACAGAGUACUUCACUGUAAACGAGUCAGUGUAGUGUGUCUAAGUCAACAGGACACUAUUAUUUACCGCUGUUGAGGUUUCAAAAUGCACAUAAAUCAGGUUGUUAGGAGAUGCAUUGUUGUAUGGAAAUGUACAGUGUUCACGGAAUGGGUUUUGAAAUCCUUUCAAGAGUAUUUUGCAACAGAAACAAGUCGCCAAUUCCCAAUACAGGAGGUCUUUCUCAAGUUGUUAUUGCUGUCAACUUGCUGCUUAGUGGUUAUUUAGGGGAAGACAAGAACGCAACAAGACCUGCAGCUAAUAUCCGCCUAGACAGGCCACUCCCUCUGGCUGGGGGAAAGAGGGCAAUCGAUAAUACUUGAAUUUUAAUUGACCACAAUGCAUCUAUUUGUCUGCCAAAACAGUCAUUAAUGGAAAGUAUGAUCAAAAGCAAGGAAAAGACACUUUUUUUAAAAGAGAGGGAAAACAGUUGUUUUGGGAUAGAGAGGGGAUUUUAUACAACAGGAAGACUUUUUGUCUUGUUUUGUGCUGUUUUACAUAUUGUAAAGGUAUUUUUUUUUACUAGGUUUUACUUUCUCCUCUGCACAUGAACAAAUGAGAGAGUGCCGGCAGAAAGAGAAGUCUAAUUCAGGACAUGUUUGAUGACACUGGGACCCGAGUCCCAAGUUAAACCUUUAGUCCAGACAAGCAAAUCUAAGAUUAGAUUUAUUAUUUUGAGAGGUGAAAGUGAUUCUUAGCCAUUUAUGCAAUAUUUGCAUAUAUAGUGCACAAAGUGAUGUGCUCGGAUUUAUCAUGCAUGCACAGUAAAAGCAGAUUAAAUUCUUUUUGGCUUUACAAAAUCCUUGUGGCUUUCUCAUAAUCAGUGUCACAACUAAGCUUCUGCUGCUGAAGAAGGGAAGCCUGAUGGAGUGGGGACCAGUCACUUCCCUAAAGACUCGCUCCGGUCAGGUCAGCAUAUUCUCUCAAUGUAAUGCCAGCAUUCACGUCUCAUAAGGCUUAUCCCACAAAGUAAUGGAAACCGCCAUGUGUCUGCUUUGGUAUCUGCUAGAAAACUUGGUUUCUUCCUGAACUAUUAAGAGGAUGAAAAUCUUUUUUCUUGUUGUCUUUGUUUGUUUUUUUGGAAUGGAUUACAAAAAGAUAGAAGGAUGUAUUUUGUUGAUGACCUGAAAUGCUGCUGAUGUUUAAAUGUGAUUCAUCUGAUCAUCUUCAUAAUUUCUAGUAUUGUAGAUACCAGAUUGUAUUUUAUUUUAGAAAAUAUGUAGAUACUUUUAUUUUAUUCUAGAAAAUAUGUGUACUAAUCUUUGCAUUUCUGUUGACAUGCCAAGUGAACUCUUCCCAGUUAUCUGUUUUUAUGAGUGUGUUAUUUAAUGCCGUACAAUGUGUCUAUAAAUGACCAAAUUUAUGCAGGUGUGUCUCAUUGAGUUAGAAUAUUUGCUGAAGUGAAUUUUAAUUAAGUUAAUUUAUAUAUUAUCUAGAGACUAAUCAAUUCCAAGCAUUGAUUUCUGUCUAUUUUAACUAUGAUGGCUUAUGAAGAGAGCAAAAUAUCCAAAAUUCAGUUUCCCAGAAAACUGGAAUACUGGAAGUCCAAAAACAAAAAAAAAGGUUUUUAAUACAGAGAUGCCUGCUAACGAAAAUGGUUCUGCCAGUACAUGAACUCAAUACUUACUUGAGACUCCUUUUUACACAAAUUAGUGCACCAGUGCAACGUCACGCGGAGGCAAUCAAUGAGGCUUUAAAGAAGCCCAGCUUGCCUUCAUAGCAGUGUUCAUCUCAUCUUAUUCUACACUAAACUCUGCAGGUUCUUUAUGGAAUUUGGGUCAGGCCACCUUGCUGCCCUAUCAAGCAUAUAUCACAUAUAAUGGUCAUUAAACAAGUUGUGAUACUUUUAGUGAUGAACAUAGGUGUCAAGGCUUCCUACUGGGAAAUCAACUCAACAUCUGCAUAAAGCUUUUAAACAGAAGAAAACAUGGAGUGCUCUGAAAUUUCUACAGUACAUAGGAAGCUCUGCUGACUUUAGACGUAGACAAAAAGACAACGGGCCACCAGCUACAAAUGACAGGGCUCAUUAAAUCAUUGACGCCUGAGGGAAACUUUACACUGGACCUCAAACAACUUUUAUUCUGUCUCUCUGCUUGUCCUGAAGACUCUGACACCUUGAUUUCCAAAUUAAAUGCAGAGUUUACUUGCAGCAGGAAUAGCCACCACACCUUUUUCUUUUAAUGAACUCUCCCUUAAUAUACCUGGAUAUAGCACUUUCUGAAGAGCCAGCUUGUUUAGUAAUGACCUUUUGUGGCCACCCUCCUUGUAGAGGACGUCAGGGACCUUCUGCUGGACAAUUAUCAGUUCAACAAUCUUCACCAUGAUUGUGUAUCACAGUUUUUGACAAUAUUUCAUGUUUAUGAAAAAGCAUUUUAGUUAAUUAGUGUUAUCUAAUAAUCAGAUUUUCUGAGAAACUGGGUUUUCAGUACCCGUAAGCCAAGAUCGUCAAAGUAAACUUAAACUUUUGAAAUAAAUCACUUUUUGAAUUUAAUCUACUUUAUUGAGAGGCACCUGUAGGUAAAUUCUGAAGUAUAUAUUGUAAAGGUUGGUUAAGAAGUUGACCAAACUCCUUUUUAAAAACUGUGUUUAAAUUACUUGUAUAAAACACAGAAUAUUUAACCAUCUGUUUAAACAUUGUGAGAUGUACUUUUCAUAGCUGUCUUUUGUAAACUUGUGUUAAAUUACAGCAAAUGUGCUAUCGGUGUUCUGCUCUGCUGCACUGAUGUCAGCUGGUGUAUAAACGAUCCCCCACAGACUGAUUUUGUUGUAAAUAUUACGUCUGCUUCACUGCAGAGUUACAACAUGUUAAGCUGUACCAUAGCACCUCUUUCCAGAAUCUCAACAUGUUAUGUAAACUUAAAAUGACUACAUGAUGCUGAUGUUGUAAAAAUGUGUAUUUUUUAAAAUAAUUCAUUCAAACUCACCAAAGUGACAACCCAUGUUUACUAACCGCUUUUAUUGUCUACACAUUUCUAUCAUCGUCAGUGGACUAAGUCAAUAAAAUCAGUUUUUAAUGUUAUUUUUUUACAUAUAUUUCUGUACAUGAUGUGUAAUUAACAAAGUCUGAUGUCAGAUCUGCAGAUUUUACGGAAGCCACCCAUAUUGCCUUAAUACAACAACAAGAAAUGCAUUUUUGUGAAAAUUAAGCUGUUGUCUGUAUGGGUCUGUAAAAAUAAAAUAUUCUGUGUUUUUUUGUCA
This is a messenger RNA of Fundulus heteroclitus (mummichog), 4653 nucleotides long. RefSeq names its product corticotropin-releasing factor receptor 2 (gene crhr2). Gene Ontology annotation, molecular function: G protein-coupled peptide receptor activity; corticotropin-releasing hormone receptor activity; peptide hormone binding. Lineage: Eukaryota; Metazoa; Chordata; Actinopteri; Cyprinodontiformes; Fundulidae. Gene Ontology annotation, biological process: adenylate cyclase-modulating G protein-coupled receptor signaling pathway; long-term synaptic potentiation; cell surface receptor signaling pathway. Gene Ontology annotation, cellular component: dendrite; plasma membrane; axon terminus. The transcript is spliced from 12 exons. Bases 1 to 1338 code for a protein of 445 amino acids. The record is from RefSeq and is a predicted model, not a curated record.